GCACGAGCAUUGGCUCUCAACUCAUCCUCCUCAUCCUCCCCGCGCUUCCCCACGUCCCCCCAGCGGGCCCGGCGGUGCUCCAGGGAGGAGUGCCUAGAGCACAAGCCUGACGCCACUGGUGGCUGGUGGCCCCGUAUCGCAUUUAGAGUGCAGCUCGAUGGCAUCAGGCGUGGUCACAUGCCCAUGCCCCCACAUUCCACCGCCGUCAUCAACGCUCACCAUACACCCAAAGUCGCCAAUAUGCAGCAAGUCGCAAUGCUAUCAACUGCCCAUUCACUCCGUAACUACCCACACUCGCUCCCUCCCCACCACCUCCGCUCCGCGCCCAUCGUCCCCCGCCACGCCCGCUCAUCGUCGCUCACACCCUCGAGGGCGCCCACGCCCACUUCGUCCAUCUCCCGACCACACAUGACGUCGGACGAUCUUGCCUACUGCCGAGACUUUUCUACACCGCAGGACGUACUCCUGGUCUGCAAUGCCGUCGACAGCGAGACGCAGCGCGAUGUCGGAUUCUACGUCAACUCGGCCGUCCUCCGUGCCUCCUGCGCAUGGUUCGCACAGUGUAUCGACGACCGGCCACCUGACUACGAGCCGGGUGCGGUCAUCCGCAUCGCCAUCGAUGUACCGGUCAUUGACAUGGAGGUGCUCGUCCGCAUGAUGCACGCCGGCUCCCCAGCCUCCAGGAGCAUACGCGUGACCCUCGGCCAGGUGCUGCACACAAUACCGGCGCUCAUGACGCGCUUCGGCGCCGACCGCUCCCUCUGGUCCCUCCUCACCUCCUACCUACCGCCGCUCAAGCUAUAUGGCCUGGAACGGGUGGGCAACGGGUACGUGUUGCGAGAAAACAUCUGGGGCCUGCUUGUGCUUGCGCACGCGGCACGCGACGCAAAAGUGCUCGCCAACACGGUCGGCAUCGUGCUCGGCAACCGCCCGUCCGAGCCCGAGUGGGCGAUGCUGUACGACCCGUACACCGUCCCACGAGCCGAGAUCACGCCCGAGCGCGAAGUAAUCUACCGCAUCCUUCUGGCCGUGGCGCGCAUGCGAGCGCGCGUCGGCAUGCACGUCGACUUUGAGUACACGGACCGACACUUGGUCGUGAUCAGCCGCAAGUCUCCAGAGUUCAAGCUGUACUUUGAGCUCGAGAACCACGACGAUGUACUCCUAUUGUAGUAUGACUAAUGUUCUUGUAUACGUUUGCCGAGGGCGGGACCCACGGGCCGGAGUGGGGUGUGUCAGCAGGACGUGGGGACAGCCAAGUAAGGUGGAUCACCCAACUCUAGGUCCACCGACCGGCGCACACUCGAGGGUCUUAACGCUGUCGUGGGACGCGGCGGAGGUGCAAGAGAGGAUAACCGAGUCGUUGGGAGAACUCAGA
This is a messenger RNA of Cutaneotrichosporon oleaginosum, 1375 nucleotides long. RefSeq lists its product as uncharacterized. The record is from RefSeq and is a predicted model, not a curated record. NCBI's taxonomy places the organism in Eukaryota, Fungi, Basidiomycota, Tremellomycetes, Trichosporonales, Trichosporonaceae.